Messenger RNA from Microthlaspi erraticum, 462 nucleotides. Lineage: Eukaryota; Viridiplantae; Streptophyta; Magnoliopsida; Brassicales; Brassicaceae. The record is from the annotation of a GenBank genome assembly.
AUGCCCCUCUCUCUUCGAAUCGCUCCAGCACCGACGGCUUUCUGUUACUCUCCGACUUUGGUUACCGUCGCCGGAGGGCUCGGUCCUGUAAAGCAGCACUGCCGGAUCCCGAAUUCCGGGGUCGCGACGAGAAGUGGAUUCUGUUCAGGUGGUGUUGUUUUAGAUUCGGGAAAGAGGCGCGGUUCCUGUGUGGUGAGGUGUAGCUUGGAAACAGUGAAUGUCAGUGUCGGCCAGGUGACGGAGGCUGACAAGGACACGUUCUGGCCAAUUGUUAAAGCCGCCGGUGAUAUGAUUGUUGUCCUCGACAUGUAUACACAGUGGUACGUUCGAUCGUGUGUUCAUGUUGGUGCGAAUCUCGCAUUCCUUGAUUACAUUCUCGUUUUUGGAAACUCCUUUUUCACACACUCUUUGAAUUCCGUCAAAUGUUCUGGAAUUUGCAGUUUGCUGGAAUCUUUCAUUUAG